Panicum virgatum (switchgrass) is the source of this 1867-nucleotide messenger RNA. RefSeq lists its product as uncharacterized. The transcript has 3 exons. The record is from RefSeq and is a predicted model, not a curated record. Lineage: Eukaryota; Viridiplantae; Streptophyta; Magnoliopsida; Poales; Poaceae. The coding region runs from base 773 to 1720 and encodes 315 amino acids.
UUCUAUCCUUCUCCUUCCCAUAAAAAUGCGCAAAUUUUAAACGCGACAAAGAGCCUGCUGCAGUUUCUUUUUCCUACUCAAUGCAAAGUUGCAACAAGCAAGGAUUUUCCCCAGCUGCAAGGCCUUCUCUGCUUUGACGAGAGUGUCUUCCGGUUUUGUAUUUCUACAUGCUUGCUCGAUCUUUUGCCUUUUUCCCAAACAAUCCCAGGCACUACAAUCAUGCACAAAGCACUGCCUCCUUGGGUGAUUUAAUCCUACCCAUUUCGUUGCACGCGAUGGCAAGAAUCCAAAUGCAGGUGCUUCUGAAUGCUGCUGGCAUGGCGUUUUUGUCUGGGAUCACAAAGAGAAUACGUGUGGGUUUGCGGUUGCCUUAUUUUCUCCAGCACAUUUCUUGGAUGAACUUGCUAUGCCUACUUGCAGGCGUACUUUUGGACAAAAGGGUUUUUCUUUUAUCUUUUGAGGAAUGAUGACAAAAAAGGGGUUGGUUGAGUCUUUGCCUAAAUCUUGUAUCUUCUGGCACUGUUGUUGCUAAAGCAGUAAUGUCUCUUUGCCUAGAUCUUGUUUUGUAUCACGUCGGCUGCCACUGUUGUUGCAAAAGCAGCUGUCUUCCAUUCCCCACCAAAGUUGUAAUCAAUUAAUCUUCAGAGCUCCUCAGAUUCUCUCUCACAUCGAUCAGCAAAUAUUUUCAGUUCAGUUUCAGGCAAGAAGCGCAUCAUUCCUUGGCUAUCUCGAUCGUUAUUAGAAGAGGACGUCGUCGGCAGCGGCACGAUAGAUGAAGCACACGACGUCGGAGUCGGACGUGACGAGCAUGGCGACGACGUCGCCGCCGCGGACGCCCAAGACCCCGAAGCGGCCGGCGUACUACGUGCAGAGCCCGUCGCGCGACUCCCACGACGACGGCGACAAGUCGUCGACGACGCACACCACGCCCGUGUACAACAACAGCCCGCUCGACUCCCCCUCGCACCCCUCCACGGGCCGCCACUCCAGGAUCUCCUCCGCCACCCGCUUCUCCGGGACGCUCCGCUCGUCGUCGCCCGGCAGCAGGGCCGGCGACCGCAAGCGGACCAAGGGGUGGCGCGAGAUCGCCGCCAUCGACGAGGAAGGCGCGUACGACGAGCUUGACGAGGAGCCCGAGCUCCCGCGCUGCUGCGUCGUCGCCUUCUGGCUCUCGGCUCUUCUCCUGGCCUUCACCGUCAUCUGCCUCAGCGUCUGGGGCGCUGCUCGCCAGUACAAGCCUAGCGUCGCUGUCAAGAGCUUGACGGUGCACAAUUUCUACGCCGGAGAAGGAACAGACCGCACCGGGGUGCCGACGAAGCUGGUCACACUCAACUGCUCACUGAAGAUAAACGUUCACAACCCCUCUACAAUGUUCGGCAUCCAUGUGUCCUCAACCUCGAUUCGGCUCAUGUACUCGGAGAUCGCGGUCGCCAACGGCCAGUUUGACAAGUUUUACCAGCCACGGACCAGCCGUCGCGUCGCCUCCGCGAUCCUGCAUGGCGAGAAGACGCCCCUCUACGGAGCCGGCGCCACGCUUGCUCCGUCCAACGCCGGAGGCAGAGUGCCAUUGACGCUACAACUGGCCGUCAGAAGCAGAGGGUAUGUGAUGGGGAAGCUUGUGAGGGUGACACACGCGAGGCGUGUGAGAUGCCCGAUCGCCAUCGAUCCCGGCAGCUCCAAGCCAGUUAGGUUCCGUCAGAGCGCUUGCACUCACACCUGAGGAAGCUACCUUCUGGAUGUGUUGUUCUUCAUCCUGGGCUGGCUGGCUUAAUAACAGUUGCUUGUGAUCAUGUAAAUAUAGUUACUACUUACUAGGCUGAUCAUAUGACCUGAUGGUGAUCAAAUAAAGAAGGGAUGUGCAGUUUGC